GAGCUCGAGCGGCGCAGGCGGCGGCGGCGGCGGCGGCGGCGGCGGCGGCGGGUCCCAGCCUGCUCCGGCUCUUGGCGCAAAGGAGUAGCCUCCCGCGGCGGCGGCGGCGGCGGCGGCGGCGUUCGGGCGAUGCUGCGGGUCUCCUUGGGUGUCGGUGUCCUGACCUCUUCCUAAAGGAGAUGCUGAAGCAAGCAAGUGAAAGAUAAACCUCUCCCCCAAAUGGUCAACAUCAUCAGCAAGACAGAAAUUUGAUCCAAAUAUAACUGCAGAAAGUUAACAAUGGGAAGGAAAAGGAAGAGAAGCUUUGGGAAGGAGUCUGACUUUGAAUUAAAUAACAGAUGAUUCACAAGCGAAGAAUAAAGCCUAAGCCUUGAAACUAAAAAUGAGAAAGUCAAUUUGAUGCAAAAGGAGAAACAUUAUGAUGAAGAAUUCAAGUGACUGAAUGAAAUUAAAACUGAUUUAUUAGGUGAUGGAGAUACAGCUGGAAGCUCAGCAUCCCAUCUGGAGGAAAAAGGGAGGAAAUUAACCUUCUAUGUGACUCUCCUGGGCUCAAUAAUAAUGUUGAAGGAGAAGGGAAAGGAGCCUUGGUGAGAAAAAUAAGGAGGGUCAGUUAUGCACAGAAGAGAAGUUUCCAGGUUGGGAUCAAGAAACCAAGAUGAUUAAAUCAACACAGAAUAUCAUGUGUACCAUAAUGAAAGUGAUGACAAGACCAUCUUCUCAAACUGUAUCCUGAGCAAGGGAAAUCCCAGGAUGGGGACAGCAGGGAUACAUGCAGACGAUAGAAAAUGGUUUCAGGAGUUCAGGAACCAAGAAAUAAAACAAUAACAAUAACAAUAACAACACCACCAACAACACCCCUAACCUGUAGAGCCUCAACAUAAGCAAGACCUAAGAUAGACUAAAAGGCAUCACGUUGUUCUUCCCGAGCCACAGCAGGUAUGUGUUUGCCCAGCCACCUGUCUCCUGAGUCAGGAAAAUGGCCAGAUCUAAACAAACAAAACAAACAAGACUGAAAAAAAACCCUAAAGAUUCAAAGACAAGGGCUUGAUGGUUCAAAUCUGAAAUGGAAAAAGCAGAAAUGUCGUAACUGAGAGAGGAAAGGGAGGUUGUUACCAGAACAUGGACAGGUCUUGCAGAGGAGGCAGGUUCCCUGAAUUCUGAGCUCACUGCUGAGCUCACUGCUUCUCCCACCUGGCUUUGUGGUUCUAGUGGUGGGGUUGCCCAGUGUGUUUCCUUUUCCUUGCUUAUAAAACAAGAGGAUGGGAAUAAAUGAAUUCUAAGAUCCUCACCACACUUAAAGAUUUCCGUAAGGAUAUAGAGAAUAUAAACUGAAUUCGGUUCUCAUGACAAGUUCAAAGUGAAUUCGCUACUCAGGAUGUAAGAAUGAGGUUUCUAUCUGUUGGUCAUUUACUUAUUUCCCUUCUUUUUUUAGAUUGCCAACCCACUCCUGAUCUGUCUAGGUUCACAAAAAAUAUCUGUUACAUCUGGUUCCUCAGAACCUUUCUAGAAUGUCAUAUUGUCGUCAUAACUUCUCUCCCCAUUUCAAUAAGAAUGGGCACAUUUUGAAUCAUUAAAGGCCAUAAUGUCCAAAGUUUGUACAUAUUCUGCCUAUUUUGCUCCUGUCUAGCUGCGUCUUGAGAUGCCAGGGCCCUUGGUUUCCUUGGCUCUGUGGGUGCUACCUUUUGGGAAAUAUAGUACCCAAAGGAUUUAAACAGUGCCUGUUUAAAGUUGCAUUGGGAAGGGUGGGGGAAAUAGGUGAAGGUGGCUCAAAGGUACAAACUUCCAGUUAUAAGAAAAACAAGUCAUUGGAAUGUAAUGUACAGGAUGGAGACUAUAGCUAACAACACUGUAUUGUAUAUUUGCUAAGAGAGCUUGAAAGUUCUCAUCACAAGGAAAAAAAAAUGUGCAACUAUGUGAGGUGAUGGAUGUUAACUAAACCAAUUGUGGUAAUCAUUUUGUAAUAUACUUAAAUCAUUCCACAAUACACCCUAAACUUAUACAGUGUUAUAUGUCAAAUAUAUCUCAAUAAAACUAAGGGAAAAUCAGGUUGCAUUGUGCAAUAGAAUGUUGCUUGAUAACUUCAGUUAUAGUGAUAAACAUCAAAUGAAAAGUGUGAGGCGUACACUGCCUCGUGUCUACUACAGAGUCGAGUGCUGUUUCUCUUGUUCAGUGUAAUUGGGCAGCAACACAGCUAAUAAACCAAAGGAUAGAAAAGUCAUUUCAGCCUGCCAGUUAAACACGGUACGGCACUGACUUUGUAUACCUAGGGUGCUAAUGUGAUCCUAAGGAAUCAGAAAAGUGGGACCCCUCUGUUUUGUAUAGGUUCCAAGAGAAAGACAAGUUAUUUAAGAAUAUUGUCAAACCUUCCAUGAAAAUACACCCUUAAGGAGAUUGAAGAAGAGGCCCUGUGGCCAGAAGGGGCAAAUCAACAAGAGUGGAGUUAGAGAAAGAUGCUAGAAGGCAAGAGUCAGAUGACAGGACUGAGCAGCACAGGGGAAAGUCCUGCUAAGUUUUAGACAACAAUCUUGGUCAAGUUACAUUUGAAUUGCUGAUGAGCUGCCACAUAGAAGAUGCCGCAGAGAUAACCGACAGUUAAGAUUCCACAGGAUGAAGAGAUCUGGGGUGGACAGUCGGAUGGGGGACCUACAAACAGAGGGCAGAUGACAGAAUUUGAGUACAGGUGAUCAAUAAAAAAAGUGGGUAGUAGACCACAGUAGAAUCUAUUUUUUAAAAAAAUUAACACGAGCAAGAAAGCAAAGGCUUCAAGGCUAUGUCUACACUAAACUCACAAGUGACGUUGAACAGCCCAGAACAUCUUUUAGUGUUCACCGCCAUCCUGAAACCUGGAGCUCCCCAAGAAGUUUUUGAAACGGAUGCGCCAUCUGCAUUCCAGGACGAAGAACAAACUAAAUUCAUCUCAAAAUGAUUGUAAAUCAUCAAGACGGAGUAGCCUGCCACCUGAACUACUCAUAGGAAAUGACAUUAAAGGAAGACUUCAAAGAAACAUUAAAAACUUGGAACCCAUUCACCUGAGGCGCCCGAAAAAGAGACCAUCCAUAUUUCCAGCUUCUCCAGUUGGCAACGGUUAUAUCAAGCCUCCAGUUCCGCCCGUAUCUGGCACACAAAAGGAGAAAGGGCCACCAACCAUGUUACCCAUCAGUGUGGACCCAGACAGCAAACCUGGAGAAUAUGUCCUCAAGAGUUUAUUUGUCAACUUCACCACUCAGGCUGAGCGCAAGAUUCGAAUCAUUAUGGCAGAACCCCUGGAAAAGCCAUUGACAAAAUCUCUACAACGUGGAGAAGACCCCCAGUUUGAUCAAGUCAUCAGUUCAAUGAGCUCCCUUUCUGAGUACUGCCUGCCUUCCAUUCUACGUACGUUAUUUGACUGGUAUAAAAGGCAAAAUGGCAUUGAGGAUGAAUCACAUGAAUACAGACCAAGAACCAGCAAUAAAUCUAAAAGUGAUGAACAGCAGCGAGAUUAUUUAAUGGAAAGACGGGACCUCGCCAUUGAUUUUAUUUUUUCUUUAGUAUUAAUAGAAGUUUUGAAACAGAUUCCACUUCAUCCUGUAAUAGACAGUUUAAUACAUGAUGUUAUUAACUUGGCUUUCAAGCACUUUAAGUACAAAGAAGGGUACCUUGGUCCUAACACUGCCAAUAUGCACAUUGUGGCAGACCUGUAUGCAGAAGUCAUUGGAGUGUUGGCACAAGCUAAAUUCCCUGCUGUAAAGAAGAAAUUUAUGGCAGAGCUCAAAGAAUUACGGCACAAAGAGCAGAGCCCAUAUGUUGUUCAAAGCAUUAUCAGCUUGAUAAUGGGGAUGAAGUUCUUUCGAAUUAAGAUGUAUCCGGUGGAGGACUUCGAGGCCUCUCUCCAGUUUAUGCAGGAAUGUGCACAUUACUUCCUCGAGGUCAAAGACAAAGAUAUCAAGCAUGCCUUGGCUGGGCUUUUCGUUGAAAUUCUUGUCCCAGUUGCUGCUGCUGUUAAAAAUGAAGUAAAUGUUCCCUGCCUCAGAAACUUUGUUGAAAGCCUAUAUGAUACCACGCUGGAACUUUCUUCUCGAAAGAAGCAUUCCUUGGCUUUGUACCCGCUGGUGACCUGUCUGCUCUGCGUCAGCCAGAAGCAGCUAUUCCUGAACAGGUGGCACGUUUUCCUCAACAACUGCUUAUCCAACCUUAAAAAUAAAGACCCCAAGAUGGCUCGAGUUGCACUGGAAUCUCUGUACAGAUUACUUUGGGUUUACAUGAUUCGAAUUAAAUGUGAAAGCAACACAGCCACUCAGAGCCGUCUUAUAACCAUCAUCACAACACUUUUCCCCAAAGGGUCCCGUGGUGUGGUGCCGAGGGACAUGCCUCUGAACAUCUUUGUGAAAAUCAUCCAGUUCAUUGCCCAGGAACGUUUAGAUUUUGCAAUGAAAGAAAUCAUUUUUGAUUUUCUUUGUGUGGGAAAACCAGCAAAAGCUUUCAGUCUCAAUCCAGAGAGGAUGAACAUUGGUUUACGGGCAUUCUUGGUCAUAGCUGAUAGCUUGCAGCAGAAAGAUGGGGAACCUCCCAUGCCAGUUACCGGAGCCGUUCUCCCUUCAGGAAACACACUGAGGGUGAAGAAGACAUAUCUGAGUAAAACACUAACUGAAGAGGAAGCCAAAAUGAUAGGCAUGUCAUUAUAUUACUCUCAAGUACGAAAAGCUGUGGACAACAUUUUAAGGCACCUUGAUAAAGAAGUAGGAAGGUGUAUGAUGCUAACUAACGUCCAGAUGUUAAACAAAGAACCCGAAGACAUGAUCACGGGUGAGAGAAAGCCAAAAAUAGAUCUUUUCAGGACCUGUGUUGCUGCUAUUCCUCGACUGCUUCCUGAUGGGAUGUCAAAACUUGAACUUAUUGACUUGCUGGCGAGGCUCUCUAUUCACAUGGACGAUGAACUGCGACAUAUUGCACAAAAUUCUCUUCAGGGUUUACUUGUUGACUUCUCAGACUGGAGGGAAGAUGUCCUAUUUGGCUUUACCAACUUCCUGCUCCGGGAAGUGAAUGACAUGCAUCACACACUCCUUGAUUCAUCCCUCAAGUUACUGCUGCAGCUCCUCACCCAGUGGAAACUGGUCAUACAAACUCAAGGAAAAGUCUACGAACAAGCCAACAAGAUCAGAAAUUCAGAGCUCAUUGCCAAUGGCUCCAGCCACCGAAUCCAUUCGGAGCGAGGUCCCCACUGCAGUGUACUCCAUGCCGUGGAAGGCUUUGCUCUGGUUUUACUCUGCAGUUUCCAGGUGGCCACACGCAAACUGUCUGUUUUAAUACUCAAGGAAAUUCGAGCUUUAUUCAUCACCCUGGGUCAGCCUGAGGACGAUGACAGGCCUAUGAUUGAUGUCAUGGAUCAGCUAAGUUCUUCCAUUCUCGAAAGUUUUAUUCACGUAGCAGCUUUGGAUUCAGCGACCUUACCCCUGACCCACAGCGUGGACCUACAGUGGCUGGUGGAGUGGAACGCCGUCCUGGUCAACAGCCAUUACGAUGUGAAGAGCCCUUCCCACGUCUGGAUUUUCGCUCAGUCUGUCAAAGACCCCUGGGUCCUCUGCCUCUUCAGCUUUCUCCGGCAGGAGAACUUGCCCAAGCACUGCCCCACUGCCCUCAGCUACGCCUGGCCCUACGCCUUCACGCGGCUGCAGUCCGUGAUGCCUCUGGUGGACCCGAACAGCCCAAUUAAUGCCAAGAAAACCAGCACUGCCGGCAGCGGAGACAGCUAUGUUACAUUGUGGAGAAAUUACCUUAUUCUUUGUUUUGGAGUCGCAAAACCCAGUAUUAUGAGCCCGGGACACUUACGAGCUUCCACUCCAGAAAUAAUGGCGACUACACCUGAUGGUACCGUGAGCUACGAUAACAAGGCCAUAGGCACCCCAUCGGUGGGAGUUCUGUUAAAGCAGUUGGUGCCUUUGAUGAGACUAGAGGGCAUUGAGAUCACAGAGUCCUUAGUUUUAGGAUUUGGAAGGACAAAUUCCCUUGUUUUCAGAGAAUUGGUGGAAGAACUUCAUCCAUUAAUGAAAGAGGCUCUGGAACGAAGACCAGAGAACAAAAAACGCCGAGAACGGCGAGACUUGUUAAGGCUACAGCUACUUCGAAUUUUUGAACUUCUGGCUGAUGCUGGUGUAAUAAGUGACAGCACCAAUGGAGCCUUAGAACGGGAUACUUUAGCCCUUGGAGCUUUGUUCUUAGAGUACGUGGACCUGACCCGCAUGCUCCUGGAAGCUGAAAAUGAUAAAGAAGUGGAAAUUCUUAAAGAUAUCCGGGCACAUUUUAGUGCCAUGGUUGCCAACUUGAUUCAGCGUGUUCCAGUUCACCACCGAAGAUUUCUCUUCCCCCAGCAAAGCCUGAGGCACCAUCUUUUCAUCUUAUUUAGCCAGUGGGCAGGACCCUUCAGCAUUAUGUUCACUCCUCUGGAUCGUUAUAGUGAUAGAAAUCAUCAGAUUACAAGAUACCAGUAUUGUGCAUUAAAGGCAAUGUCAGCAGUGUUGUGCUGUGGCCCAGUGUUUGACAAUGUGGGCCUUUCCCCAGAUGGCUACCUGUAUAAAUGGCUUGACAACAUUCUGGCUUGUCAAGAUUUACGAGUUCAUCAACUUGGCUGCGAAGUUGUUGUCUUGCUAUUGGAACUAAAUCCUGACCAAAUAAAUCUUUUCAAUUGGGCAAUUGACCGAUGCUACACUGGUUCCUACCAACUCGCAUCCGGCUGCUUCAAAGCCAUAGCAACUGUGUGUGGAAGCAGGAACUAUCCCUUUGACAUAGUGACAUUGUUAAACCUCGUUCUAUUCAAGGCUUCUGACACCAACAGAGAGAUUUAUGAAAUCUCCAUGCAGCUCAUGCAGAUCCUUGAAGCAAAGCUUUUUGUGUACUCGAAGAAAGUAGCUGAACAAAGGCCUGGAAGUAUUCUCUAUGGAACACACGGCCCGUUGCCGCCCCUGUACAGUGUGUCACUAGCCCUCUUGUCGUGCGAGCUGGCCAGGAUGUACCCCGAGCUCACUCUCCCUCUCUUCUCAGAGGUCAGCCAGCGGUUUCCCACGACGCACCCGAACGGGCGUCAGAUCAUGCUCACCUACCUGCUGCCCUGGCUGCACAACAUCGAGCUGGUGGACAGCAGGCUGCUCCUCCCAGGCUCGAGUCCCAGCAGCCCAGAGGACGACGUCAAGGACCGGGAAGGAGAGGGGACGGCUUCUCAGGGGCUAAAAGGCAAUGGCUGGGGCUCCCCGGAAGCUACGUCCCUGGUGCUGAAUAACCUCAUGUACAUGACAGCCAAGUAUGGAGAUGAAGUUCCUGGACCAGAAAUGGAAAAUGCCUGGAAUGCUUUAGCCAACAAUGAGAAAUGGAGCAACAACCUGAGGAUCACCUUGCAGUUCCUGAUCAGCCUGUGCGGGGUUAGCAGUGACACGCUUCUCCUGCCCUAUAUUAAAAAGGUGGCCAUAUACUUGUGCCGUAAUAACACCAUUCAAACCAUGGAGGAGCUUCUGUUUGAGCUACAGCAGACGGAGCCGGUGAACCCGAUCGUCCAGCACUGUGACAACCCGCCCUUCUACCGCUUCGCGGCCAGCAGCAAGGCCUCGGCAGCAGCCUCCGGAACCACCUCCAGCAGCAAUACAGUGGUUGCUGGCCAGGACGGUUUCCCAGACGCUGAGGAAAGCAAGAUAUUGAAAGAAUCUGAUGAGAGGUUCAGUAACGUCAUUAGAGCCCAUACCCGUCUGGAGUCGAGAUACAGCAAUAGCUCUGGAGGAUCGUACGACGAGGAUAAAAAUGACCCAAUUUCUCCCUAUACUGGCUGGCUGUUGACUAUUACAGAGACCAAACAGCCACAGCCCUUACCCAUGCCUUGUACUGGAGGAUGCUGGGCCCCCCUGGUGGACUACCUUCCAGAGACCAUCACUCCCCGGGGGCCACUCCAUAGGUGCAAUAUUGCUGUCAUUUUUAUGACUGAGAUGGUGGUGGAUCACAGUGUAAGAGAAGAUUGGGCUCUUCAUCUCCCAUUGCUACUCCAUGCUGUCUUCUUAGGUUUGGACCAUUACCGGCCUGAAGUCUUUGAACACAGCAAAAAAUUGCUUCUUCACCUCUUGAUCGCCCUCUCUUGCAACAGCAAUUUCCAUGCAAUUGCUUCCGUGCUCCUGCAGACUCGAGAGAUGGGUGAAGCCAAGACUCUAACAGUGCAGCCAGCUUACCAACCCGAGUAUCUCUACACAGGUGGCUUUGACUUCCUGAGAGAGGACCAGUCCUCCCCGGUGCCAGACUCGGGGCUGAGCUCCAGUUCCACCUCCUCCAGUAUCAGUCUGGGAGACAGCAGUGGGAACCUCCCGCAGAUGACCCAAGAGGUUGAAGAUGUGGACGCAGCUGGUGAAACAGACGAGAAGGCAAACAAGCUCAUUGAGUUUCUGACCACCAGGGCAUAUGGUCCACUUUGGUGCCAUGAGGACAUCACACCCAAAAAUCAGAAUUCAAAGAGUGCUGAACAACUCACUAAUUUUCUACGUCAUGUUGUAUCCGUGUUUAGAGAUUCCAAAUCAGGUUUCCACCUGGAGCAGCAGCUGAGUGAAGUUGCUCUGCAGACAGCCCUCGCCAGCUCUUCCAGACACUAUGCCGGCCGGUCCUUCCAGAUAUUCCGGGCCCUCAAACAGCCACUGUCAGCACACGCCUUGUCGGACCUUCUCUCGAGGCUGGUGGAGGUGAUUGGAGAGCAUGGAGAUGAGAUUCAGGGUUAUGUAAUGGAAGCACUCCUUACCUUGGAAGCUGCUGUGGAUAACUUGUCUGACUGCCUGAAGAACAGUGAUCUCUUAACUGUAUUAUCUCGCUCUUCAUCACCAGACUUAAGCUCUAACGCUAAACUAACAGCAAGCAGAAAGAGCACAGGACAGCUCAAUGUGAACCCUGGAACAGCCAGCGGCAGCACAGCAACUGCAGAGCGCAGCCGGCAUCAAAGGAGCUUCUCUGUGCCCAAGAAGUUUGGUGUUGUCGACCGGUCCUCAGACCCACCUCGGAGUGCCACCCUGGACAGAAUUCAGGCCUGUACCCAACAAGGCCUCUCCUCAAAAACCAGAAGCUCAUCUUCCUUGAAGGACAGCCUCACGGACCCAUCACACAUAAACCAUCCAACCAACCUGUUGGCCACCAUCUUUUGGGUCACGGUGGCCUUGAUGGAAUCCGAUUUUGAGUUUGAAUACCUAAUGGCCUUAAGGCUGUUGAACAGACUGCUGGCUCACAUGCCACUCGAUAAAGCUGAGAACCGAGAAAAACUGGAGAAACUCCAGGCACAGCUCAAGUGGGCGGACUUCUCAGGGUUGCAGCAGCUGCUCCUGAAGGGAUUCACCUCUGUCACCACCACCGACCUUACCCUGCAGCUGUUCAGUGUGCUGACACCGGUGUCCAGAGUAUCCAUGGUGGACUCCUCCCAAGCCAUUGGGUUUCCACUGAAUGUCUUGUGUCUUCUGCCCCAGCUGAUACAGCAUUUUGAAAACCCCGGCCAGUUCUGUAAGGAUGUAGCCGAAAGGAUUGCUCAGGUUUGUUUGGAAGAGAAGAACCCCAAACUUUCCAACCUUGCACAUGUCAUGACUCUUUAUAAAACACACAGCUACACGAGGGACUGUACCACGUGGGUCAACGUGGUCUGUCGAUACCUUCAUGAAGCAUAUGCUGACAUUACCUUGAAUAUGGUUACCUACCUGGCAGAGCUGCUGGAGAAGGGCCUCCCCAGCAUGCAGCAGCCCCUCCUGCAGGUGAUCUACAGUCUGCUCAGCUACAUGGACCUUUCUGUCGUUCCGGUAAAGCAGUUCAAUGUGGAAGUUCUGAAAACCAUUGAAAAAUACGUACAAAGCGUCCACUGGAGAGAAGCUUUGAAUAUCUUGAAGCUAGUAGUUUCUCGAUCUGCCAGCCUAGUUUUACCUUCCUACCAACACAGUGACCUUUCAAAGAUAGAAAUACAUCGAGUAUGGACCAGUGCAUCUAAGGAAUUACCUGGGAAAACCCUGGACUUUCACUUUGAUAUUUCAGAGACGCCCAUCAUCGGGAGGCGAUAUGAUGAACUGCAGAACUCUUCUGGGCGUGAUGGGAAGCCCAGGACCAUGGCUGUCACCCGGAGUGCAUCUUCCACCUCAUCAGGCUCCAACUCCAAUGUCCUUGUUCCUGUAAGCUGGAAGAGGCCCCAGUACUCUCAGAAGAGGACGAAAGAGAAGUUGGUACACGUCCUUUCUCUGUGUGGCCAAGAAGUCGGAUUAAGCAAAAAUCCAUCGGUGAUUUUCUCGUCGUGUGGGGACUUGGAUCUGCUGGAGCAUCAGACGAGCCUAGUGUCCUCCGAGGACGGCACCCGGGACCAGGAGAACAUGGACGACACCAACAGUGAGCAGCAGUUCCGGGUCUUUAGAGACUUCGAUUUCCUAGACGUGGAGCUGGAGGAUGGAGAGGAACUUCAGGGCGAGAGUAUGGACAAUUUCAACUGGGGAGUCCGCAGGCGUUCUCUGGAUAGUCUGGACAAGUGCGAUAUGCAGCUUCUGGAGGAGCGCCAGCUUUCAGGAAGUUCUCCCAGCCUAAAUAAAAUGAACCACGAGGAUUCCGAUGAAUCCUCCGAAGAGGAGGAUCUCACCACCAGCCAGAUCCUGGAGCACGCUGACCUAAUCAUGAAUCUCUCCCCUUCUGAAGAGACUCAUCCCAUGGAACUCACGACCACCUGCGAUAUGACCCCCGCUGACCCUCAUGCCUUUAACACCAGAAUGGCUAGCUUUGACGCUUCUCUGCCUGAUAUGAAUAAUCUUCAGAUUUCUGAGGGUUCAAAGGUCAGCGCUGCCCAGGAGGCAGAGGACACUACCGUGCAUGAGGAUGAUCUUUCCAGCUCCAUCAACGAGCUCCCGGCAACUUUCGAAUGCAGCGAUAGCUUUAGCCUGGAUAUGACCGAGGCAGAAGAAAAAGGCAGUCGAGCGCUGGACCAGUUUACUCUUGCCAGCUUUGGAGAAGGGGAGAGGGGAGUCUCGCCGCCCCCCUCGCCCUUCUUCUCGGCCAUCCUCGCUGCAUUUCAGCCCGCGGCCUGUGACGACGCGGAGGAGGCGUGGCGCAGUCAUGUCAACCAGCUGCUGUGCGAUUCGGACGGCUCCUGCGCCGUGUACACGUUCCACGUGUUCUCCUCCUUGUUCAAGAAUAUUCAGAAAAGGUUCUGCUUCCUAACCUGUGAUGCGGCCAGUUACCUUGGAGACAACCUCCGGGGCAUCGGAUCCAAGUUCGUCAGCUCUUCCCAGAUGCUCACCUCCUGCUCCGAGUGCCCCACGCUUUUCGUGGACGCCGAGACCCUCCUUUCUUGUGGACUUUUGGACAAGCUCAAGUUCAGUGUUUUGGAACUGCAAGAAUAUUUGGACACCUACAACAACAGAAAAGAGGCCACCCUCUCAUGGCUUGCAAACUGUAAGGCAACAUUUGCAGGAGGAUCAAGAGAUGGAGUAAUUACCUGUCAACCAGGGGACUCAGAAGAAAAGCAAAUGGAAUCUCUUGCACAACUGGAACUGUGUCAGAGGUUGUAUAAGCUACACUUCCAGCUGCUGCUGCUUUUUCAGUCGUACUGUAAGCUCAUCGGCCAGGUGCACGAAGUCAGCUCCAUGCCAGAGCUGCUAAAUAUGUCCAGGGAACUGAGUGACCUAAAGAAAAACCUGAAGGAGGCUACUGCAGCCAUCACAGCCGACCCUCUCUACAUAGAGGGGGCGUGGUCUGAGCCGACCUUCACGUCCACUGAAGCAGCCAUCCAGUCCAUGCUCGAGUGCUUGAAAAACAACGAACUUGGCAAGGCUUUACGGCAAAUCCGGGAAUGCAGAAGUCUGUGGCCCAAUGACAUCUUUGGAAGCAGUUCUGACGAUGAGGUCCAGACACUACUGAAUAUUUAUUUCCGUCAUCAAACUCUGGGACAAACAGGUACUUACGCACUGGUGGGGUCUAACCAGAGCCUGACCGAGAUCUGCACCAAGCUGAUGGAGCUGAACAUGGAGAUCCGGGACAUGAUCCGCAGGGCCCAGAGCUACCGGGUCCUCACCGCUUUCCUUCCAGACUCCAGUGUUUCCGGCACUAGUCUCUGACAGGAGCCUUCCGUCCCCCAUGGGUGCCAAGCUGGGGGUGCUGCCAUGCUGGGGUGACGUCAUUCAGUGUCUUCUCGGCCUUCAAAAGGCUUGGUCAGACUGUUCUCCCUCUUGUUACCUGUAGGACUUUUUCUAAAGAGGAUGGCAGAACUUCCCACGUGUAGCAAUACUAUAAGAACCAAGGUAGCAUAGGACAUUCUGGAACAACCUCCAUCCGUCAUGCUGUGUGGCACAAAUGUGUUAUUUUACUGAGCAAAUGCAACUCACUACUGAAGAUGUGACUUCCAUUGCAUACCAAAGCCGACUACUCUGAACAGUACCUUCCUUUCUAGAAACAAUUUUAGAUUGGCAAAAGUGCAAUGUUUUCUUCGCUAAAAAUAUUUUUUAUUCUAAAACUUGUACAUUCUUUCCUUUUCUUUUUUUUUUCUUUUUUUGGUGGGCUGAGGAAGGGGCAGGCAGAAUGAAGCUGGCCACUGAAAAUUGUAAGACGGUCAAAAGCUGACAGCCUGUAUAUGUGAAAAGGGAAUUGUAAAUGGACAAUUUAAUGUACACUGAAAUUUGAAUACAAUUACUGUAUCUAAAAGGAGCUGCUAUGAAGUACCUUUCUUAUGUUGCUAGGCUACUGUUUCGAAAGCCCUGGAUCUCUUUGCAGGGGUCUGUGAUUAGGACCCUCGCACCAAAAAUGGUCCAGAGAGACCUUUUUUUAAAGGAUCUUGGCUGCUUUUUACUAUAAGGUUGCUUUUAUGAGCAUAUUUAUACUACAGAAUAAUGAGUGUUAAUUUUAACCAACUUGGCCAUUUUGUAGAAAAAAGUUAAAGACAUUCAACAUUAUAAAUUCCAAGUCUUUCCACCUGUUACGCAUGCAUAUUUUAAUAUCCGUUUGGAUAGCUGGAAGUAGAAUCAUAACGGCAAAAUAUGAGUUGUCACUUUGUUUCUUAAGAAAUGUCAUUUUAUUUGUAAUAUAUAUGUAAAGGGCCAUUCUUAAGUUUUCUCUUUAAACUUAAUGCUGUCAAGUGUUAGCUGUGUGCAUGUAAACCUGUUGCACAUUAGAAACAUAUUCAAAGUUUAUCUGUGUAACUUAUUCACUCUGUAAAUACAUUUAAAGUUUUUGUGAUGUAAUCUCGGUUAAUAUUCUCUUUAGACUAAAAGAAAAAAAUACAUAUUGACCACAGGU
Molecule: messenger RNA, 13236 nt
Organism: Delphinapterus leucas (beluga whale)
Lineage: Eukaryota; Metazoa; Chordata; Mammalia; Artiodactyla; Monodontidae
Source: RefSeq, a predicted model, not a curated record